UCGGGUUUCAUUUGUUUGGGAGCGAGGCGAGGAGAAGCCAGCUGAGCUGAGGAGGGGGAGGAGACAGGGCGGCCCCAUUCCCACUCGCUCCCACUCCCUCACUCCCUGCUCUGCUCUGCAGCUAGCACACCAUUCAUUGAUUCACUCGCUCGCCCGCCCGCUCGCUCGCUCCAUUUCUUCUUCUAUCCCUCGCUCUGCUCAUUCCACGCGCACUGUCCACUCCAUCCGUCCAUCCCCAUCCAUCUCCACCGCCACCGACCCACCUGCAUUUACGUUUCAGUCGCCGGCGGCGGCGGCAGGGCUGAUCUGGGUUGGAAGCAUGGAGGGGGACGACAAGUGGAAGCUGUCCAAGAAGGGGCGGAGCAGAUCGGGCCGGAACUACUACUACGGCGACGCGUCCGGGGCCAGCACCAGCGCCGGCACCAGCGGGGGGCUGAGCCGGAGCUACUCGGCCAGCGUCACCGCCACCCGGGACGGCGCCGGCGCCAGCGGGAGCGGGGGCGGGAGCUCGUCGUCGGAGCAGCAGAAGAAGGAGGAGGCCGAGUCCCGGCGGCGGCUGUCCAAGAAGUGCGUGGAGGCGGUCAAGGAGCACCGCGCGCGCUUCUACAUCGUCCGCCGCUGCGUCUCCAUGCUCGUCUGCUGGCGCGACUACUAGGACCUGCCGGCCACCUCCGGCAGGCCGGCCGCCACAUUCUUUCAAUCGUUUGCUUCUGCUCUUCUACCGGUGCUGUAGCUACGUACAUUUCCUUCCCCCUUUCUUGGCCGGCCUAGCCGAGCUCUCCAUCCAUUCUCAGCCUAUAUAAUCUUCUUAGCUUCUUCUGCUUCUUCUUCUUGCUGCUUGCUUAAUUACUUUCUUGAUGUUUUUCCCCACUGUGAUUUGGGCAUGUACAGUACAUCAGCCAUGAGCGCCACCACCAGCACCAAGGUAAUGCACCUAGCUAGCAGUCCCGUCACAAUCAGCCACCAUUACUAGCUAGCUAGCUCAGGAGCUCCAUUUCGCUCUGUUUUUCCUAGUACCACGGAGACUUAAAUUUGUGCAGCUAGCUUCAUUUCAAUCAAAUUUGUCCUAGCA
Molecule: messenger RNA, 1072 nt
Organism: Triticum urartu
Lineage: Eukaryota; Viridiplantae; Streptophyta; Magnoliopsida; Poales; Poaceae
Product: small polypeptide ROTUNDIFOLIA LIKE 3-like
Biological process (GO): negative regulation of cell population proliferation
Source: RefSeq, a predicted model, not a curated record